Molecule: messenger RNA, 567 nt
Organism: Dentiscutata erythropus
Lineage: Eukaryota; Fungi; Glomeromycota; Glomeromycetes; Diversisporales; Gigasporaceae
Source: the annotation of a GenBank genome assembly
AUGGUUGAAACAAGCAGCAAAAAGAAAAGGCAAACAAUCCUUUUUACUUCUAGAUUAAAUGGGAAAGAACCAUUAGUUAAUCCUACUUACACUCCUAAUGUAAGCACCAUUAAAGAUCAAACCUGGCCGGAAUUUCUUUUAUAUUUGAAAAAACACAAGGAACAACUUCAAAUCAAUAUGGAAUGGGAAGAAUUUUAUUAUAGAAUAAAUCAUGUAAAAGCAAUGUAUAAGCAAAUUAUGGAAUUUGAUGAAAAUUUACGAAGCAAGAAGAUUAAUCAAAUGAUUAAAGAUUCAAUACCUAAUUAUAAAAUUCUUAAAAGCAAUUUAUGUGAAUUUUCUCGUUGGAAAAGAUUUUAUAAAUUAACUGUUUUGCUAAUAGAAGAUCCCGUAUUAAAAGAAAAAAACAUUCCAUUGGAAUUUUGUUUUCAGAAAUUUAGUGGAUUGGGACUUACAGUUAAUUAUUUGUAUGAAGUAGAUGAAGAAGAAUACAAAAUUUUUUUGAAAAAUUUUGUAGAAUGCUGUGUUGAAAUGUAUAAAGAAAUAUUAGGUGUUAAGAUUUUAGGAUAA